This is a messenger RNA of Saccostrea echinata, 720 nucleotides long. RefSeq names its product acylpyruvase FAHD1, mitochondrial-like. Lineage: Eukaryota; Metazoa; Mollusca; Bivalvia; Ostreida; Ostreidae. Bases 52 to 702 code for a protein of 216 amino acids. Gene Ontology annotation, cellular component: mitochondrion. The record is from RefSeq and is a predicted model, not a curated record. Gene Ontology annotation, molecular function: acetylpyruvate hydrolase activity. The transcript has 4 exons.
CGACCCCUGCCCUUUGUAUAUCGAUACAACAUAUUUAUAGAUUAGUGCAAAAUGGCUUCAAACACAGUGUCAAGAUUUCGAGAACUUGGUAAGAAAAUAGUUGCAGUCGGGAGAAAUUAUAGGGAACAUGCUACAGAACUAGGAAAUGUUGUACCAACAAAACCAAUUUUGUUUCUAAAACCAACUUCAUCUUACGUCACAGAGGGUCAAAAUAUAAAGAUUCCACCAAAUUGCAAAUCCCUUCAUCACGAGGUAGAACUAGGUAUUGUUAUAGGGAAAACAGGGAACAAUAUAAGCGAGGACCAAGCUAUGGACCAUGUUGGAGGUUACGUGUUAGCUCUGGACAUGACCGCCAGGGAUUUACAGGACGAGGCAAAGAAGAAAGGUCAUCCUUGGACUCUUGCUAAAGGCUUUGACACGUCAUGUCCGAUCAGUGACCUCAUUCUGAAAGACAAACUACCUCGGUCAGAUAACGUCAAUUUAUGGUUGAAAGUUAAUGGUGAAACAAAACAAAAUGGCGACACCAAAGACAUGAUCUUUAGCAUUCCAUAUCUUAUUAGUUACAUCAGCAAAUAUUUUACGUUGGAGGAAGGUGACGUCAUUCUUACGGGAACGCCCUCUGGUGUUGGACCCGUUGAUAAAGGAGACGUUAUUGAUGCCGGGAUUGACAACAUUACUUCUUUUAAAUUUAAGAUUGAAUAAAAAAGAAAAGAAUUUUAA